AUGAGAACCCUCGCUCUCCUGCUCGCCUUGUGCGCCAUUGCUUCGUCCAGAUACGUCGUCAAAAGAAGCAACUCGUACGGAGAUGAGGCUGUGACUCCAGCUGCCCCUGCCGCCCCCGCUGCUCCUGCUGACGCUGCCGCCCCAGCCGAGGCCCCAGCUGCUCCCGAAGCUCCCGCCGCACCAGCCGAAGAGGCUCCCAAGCCAGCCGAACAACCAGCUCCAUGUGGAGAGGCCAAGACUGAAGCCUCUGGAUACCGUGCCAAGCGAUCAAACUCUUAUGGAGAUGAGGCUGUGACUCCAGCUGCUCCCGCUGCCGCAGCUGCCCCAGCCGCCCCAGCCGAGACACCCGCUGCCCCUGAAGCCCCCGCUGCACCAGCCGAGGAAGCCCCCAAGCCAGCUGAGCAGCCAGCUCCAUGUGGAGAGGCCAAGACUGAGGCUUCUGGAUACAGAGCCAAGCGAUCCAACUCGUACGGAGAUGAGGCCGUGACUCCAGCUGCCCCAGCCGCCCCCGCUGCUCCUGCUGACGCUGCCGCCCCAGCCGAGGCCCCAGCUGCUCCCGAAGCCCCCGCUGCGCCAGCUGAGGAAGCUCCCAAGCCAGCUGAGCAGCCAGCUCCCUGCGGAGAGGCCAAGACUGAAGCCUCUGGAUACCGUGCCAAACGAUCAAACUCUUAUGGAGAUGAGGCUGUGACUCCAGCUGCCCCUGCCGCCCCCGCUGCUCCUGCUGACGCUGCCGCCCCAGCCGAGGCCCCAGCUGCUCCCGAAGCUCCCGCCGCACCAGCCGAAGAGGCUCCCAAGCCAGCUGAGCAACCAGCUCCAUGUGGAGAGGCCAAGACUGAAGCCUCUGGAUACCGCGCCAAACGAUCAAACUCUUAUGGAGAUGAGGCUGUGACUCCAGCUGCUCCCGCUGCCCCAGCUGCCCCAGCCGCCCCAGCCGAGGCACCCGCUGCUCCUGAAGCCCCCGCUGCACCAGCCGAAGAGGCCCCAAAGCCAGCCGAACAACCAGCCCCAUGCGGAGAGGCCAAGACUGAGGCUUCUGGAUACAGAGCCAAGCGAUCCAACUCGUACGGAGAUGAGGCCGUCACUCCUGCUGCCCCAGCCGCCCCCGCUGCUCCUGCUGAUGCUGCCGCCCCAGCCGAGACGCCAGCUGCUCCUGAAGCCCCCGCUGCGCCAGCUGAGGAAGCUCCCAAGCCAGCUGAGCAGCCAGCUCCAUGCGGUGAGGCCAAGACCGAGGCUUCCGGAUACCGAGUU
Molecule: messenger RNA, 1248 nt
Organism: Mesorhabditis belari
Lineage: Eukaryota; Metazoa; Nematoda; Chromadorea; Rhabditida; Rhabditidae
Source: the annotation of a GenBank genome assembly